UUCCAGGAAGUCGGCAUUGAGAUGGUGCAUAUAAGAGACUUUCACAUUUUAAAACGACUUUUUACAUCUUCGAUCGUAAAAAAACUCCUCUAUAUUUCGUCUCGUCGUCGUGAAUUUUCUGAAAGUGACCUGUGAAAAAUACGGCAGAGAUACGUUCCGAAAGUCAUAUGUCGUCUGGAAAAGCGCGUGCAUUCCUUUAGCCUGCUCUAUCAACAACUUUACUGGUUCUCGUUCCUAAAUAUUUUUUUUUCUCAAGGAUACAGCGAGUCCAGUUCGAGUCGCUUUUAUUCUCUCCUCCCACCUACAUACGUUGCUGGGAUCCUCGGGAUGUAGAGUGUUCUACGGGGAUUUCCCCUCAGUCUUCCAGUAACCGUGAGGCGAUGAUCGUACGUACGACGAGUUACGCAGCUCAGUUGAAGCGCAGCUUAGUCUGAUUCCAACUGCCUAUCGGUUUAUACAUUCGACGUGCACAAUCCUUCCAGGGAGCGAAAUCAUGGGGGAUACGAAACCCAAAAUUGUACCAGCUCAUACUGAAUGCGCCACGACAGAUAACCAGUAUGCAGCUUCGUACUUAAAAACUGGUUCUAUGCGCGGUGUCAUGUACCAGAUGAGAAUGUUGACUUGGGCCUCGUGGAGAUUGACGUGUCAGAAGGAUGCAAAUAUCCGCAAUUGGUGGUUGGCCGCAGAGGUGCGCGACGCGCGCGGAUUUCAUGAUCUCGUCUUGAAAUACUCCACUAACAGCGCACCAAAGGAAGACGGAAGCACCUCUGAUGGAGAAAAAUAUAUGUAUCGUUUUAUGCAAAUCAAGCACAAAACGUCUUUGCAGAAAAACGCUACUAUCACUGAUUAUCAUUUGGUAUCCAAGCAUAAGCUACAUCGACAGAGCAGUCUGUUCUAUCUGUUCAGGGCCUACUUGAAUUUGCUAGGCAAUUAUGAAAAAAUCACACCCGAACAAAUCGUGGACUUGAUGAUCUUCACGAACAUGAACAUUAAGCCGUUUAAGUUUCUAGUGCCAGUGGAGAAUGACCCACUUUUUGGCUUCAAAGGAAAGGGCAAACGUUAUCGUCUCGACAUAAACGCAUUACGGAAGGAGCCGGGAAUAAUGAUAGCUAUGUACAACAUUAAUCAGGACGAAAAAAUCAUAGUUGGCUUCCUGAAGAAAUUGGUAUUUGUCGUAUGCCAGCCUUCCGAACCAGAAUUAGAAGAAUUGAUUGUCGAGGAUAUGGGUCAGACUUUCAACAAUCCGGAAAUUUUCUACGAUAAUCUAUAUAAGAAUAUAAUCAAUUGGUUCCUUGUUUACAAGGAUGGCAGGGCUCCAUAUCUUACUGAAAACCACGUAAUGGAAUAUUUGAAAAAGACGCAGGAUACAUUGUGGGAGGCAAAGAAAUCGGAAAUGCUUGUCGAUCCAGUUUCAAAAUUGUCGGAAAAAUUAAUAUCUUUACAUCUAUCAAAUGUCACUAUUCUUUAAAACUUUUAUCUUUAUAAAGAAAUAUUUAAAAAAAAUUUUAUUUUUGUUUUUAAAUUUAAAGUUAGUGAAUUUUAUUUUUUUGAGAUAAGGUGCUUUUUACUUCUCUUUAUUUUUAUUUCUCUUAAGAAAGCGGAUUAAAUAAAUUUUUUAAAGUCUUUUUGUGCAUUGCACUUUGCAUGAUAUAUGAGUGUGAUUCAAGUUUUAAGUUUUAUACUAGGAUUAUUUAGUAUAAUGAUACAUAAAACUUAUGUAAUAUUUAUUUCUUUUUGUGUAAUAUCAGAUCUAAAGUUUUAGAAAAAAAAGCAAUACAAGAAAUUUGAUCGAUUCAUUAGUUUAUUCGAAUUUUAAAGUAAAUCUUUUAUGAAGUACACGUAUACAUUACCAAUAUAUGUACAGUAAAAUAGUAAAUCAGUAAUAAAUCUCCAUUAAAUGUUUAUUGUUAUCUGUUCAAUUACAUAUUGAUUUACUAUUUCAGUUUAUGGCCGAAUAACUAUCGUUUAUCAUAUCGUAUGAAAAA
Messenger RNA from Pogonomyrmex barbatus (red harvester ant), 1985 nucleotides. RefSeq lists its product as uncharacterized. The record is from RefSeq and is a predicted model, not a curated record. NCBI's taxonomy places the organism in Eukaryota, Metazoa, Arthropoda, Insecta, Hymenoptera, Formicidae.